Messenger RNA from Diaporthe batatas, 837 nucleotides. RefSeq lists its product as uncharacterized. The transcript has 4 exons. The record is from RefSeq and is a predicted model, not a curated record. Bases 1 to 837 code for a protein of 278 amino acids. Lineage: Eukaryota; Fungi; Ascomycota; Sordariomycetes; Diaporthales; Diaporthaceae.
AUGGCAGCGCCACAGAACUUCUACCAGGAGGCAAACCGAGCUAUGCCUGGUGUUGUACAAGCCUCAGGACAAUCGGACAUGUAUCCUCCGGAAUUCGCGCCUACCCAGUACGGAGGCUCCCCACAUCAAGGCUUCGAUGGGCCGUCUCUGACCCGCGACGUUGUGCAAGCGUCAUUGGAAAGGCUGGAGACGAAAAUCAACGAGGUCCAAAUCCUCAUUCAAAAGCUCUACGACCAUACAAAGGGGGUUGUGACUCAAAACGGCACGAACAACUUUGAUGAGAAGCUUGAUGCAAUUAAAGUAGAGGUUGAACGUCGCAAUCAGCUUGAUCGCGUAGAGGAUAAGGUGGACAGAAUGGUGAAGAUCAUAGAGAUGAGCGUCAGCAGACGAAACAGUGACUUGGACAGGGACUAUAGAGUCGAUAAAAAGAACGGCACGGGCUUUCCUACAGGAAAGAGCAAGACGCCGUUCCCUCCACGGCCGCCCACACCGGGGCCCAAGUCGUCGAAACGACCAACAGCGCCCAAGGCAUUCUCUUCGGACACGUACAUCUCACUGCUGGAGCAUGAGAACGAACAAAUCAGGUUGCUCAACCGGGAGCUCCAGGGACACAUCAAGAGUUUAGAAGCGAAGAUCGACGUGGAGAAGGAGCGUCGGCGCUUGUCGACGGAACAGAUUGGGCGGCACAGCGAGGAGCUAAAACACCGCGACAAGUUGAUCGCCGAUAUUGCUGACACCAUCAUCAGCGAGUUCCAGCGCUACAAGGAUGUCUUGACCAACCGGGGAGAGGAGGUGACAGUCUGCUAUAGCGGUUUUGAUUCCGACUCUACCGUCUAG